Lachancea mirantina is the source of this 2277-nucleotide messenger RNA. Lineage: Eukaryota; Fungi; Ascomycota; Saccharomycetes; Saccharomycetales; Saccharomycetaceae. The record is from the annotation of a GenBank genome assembly.
AUGUACGAAGAGACUUAUAUCUCCCCGUCAACGCCGAAUGGUAAUAGUUGGAGGUCUCCGCCGAAGCGUUCCCCCGGAGAGAGGUUCGCAGAGCCCGGAAACGGGGUUCCUUUAGCAGCAUUUAUCUUCCCAGAUUACAGGGCGCUUUACAGUUUAAAGUUACAAGAAAGCCGCGAUUUGUGUUACAACGAGAUAACUCUGUUUGGAUUUGAAGUGUACAUUGUCGAGCAAUGGGCGCUAGAACGUAAAUAUUCGGCGUUGAUGACGUCGUAUACUGGAAAUUUGCAGGAUAUUGUGCAUGCGGUGAAAGUGGCGCUGCCCGAGUUACCUGAGCUAUGGCCGCAGCCAUUUAAGGAGUACUACAAGGAACUUAUCGCAGUGUCUACCCCGAAACACACUGAGGAUGGGACGCUGUUUAUCAGUACUUCCUCGCAGAUACCGUCAACGCUAAAUUUACUACAUGUGGAAUGUGGAGACUUGCGAAAAAUCUGGAGCGUCUUUAAAGUCAAUGUUGAUCUUAAGCGCCUUCAAUGCGGUGGGAGAUCAGCGCUGCUGCUUUGUGAACCGUCCAGCGCGUCGUGGGACAAAUUUGCACAACUUUACAAGAUCCACAUGCCUUCAAAGGGUUCCCAGGACUUGGACGCCAGCUCACUGACCUACGCUGUUGUGAGGCUGAUUAGCAUUGCGCAAACUUGCUUAACGUAUUUUGACUUGCUGGACCCACGAUACAAGGAUGGUAUGUUAUGCAUGUGCACAGAGAAAGCGGCACACAAGUGGUGGAGUGCUUACGGCAUGCACUAUUUAGGCAUGGAACGCCCCAAGCAUGAGGGUCCCCUAGGUCCUACGACUGUGGCUGGUAUUAUUAGUCUUGUGCUAACGGCGUUUUUCAAGCUAAUGCUAGAAGACUGCGUCUCGAUAAAAGAUCCAUUUGAUGAGGAUGGAUUCCACGCAGCCGUGUGGAAUUUUCAAAAAAAAUACAGUCUAGGCAAGAGUCUCACGCAAACCCAUCAGCCAUGCUUAGAUGUGAUCGUUCUCGGUAAGCUUUUCGAAGUCACUUCGAAGACAUCCAAUUCGGAUAUUUUCAAAAUCAAAAAAGUCGUAAAGUCUACGGUACAGGAUAUUAAGGGCAAAUCCAACGCGCUUCAAAUUUCCAACUGCCCCCUCACCACGGAUUUGGAAGUUUUGGCGAAAAGCGUCCAAGUUGGAGAUCUAAGUUUACUAUGGAAAGGCAAAGGAGGCAGGCGAAUAAGCACUAAGAAGAGAUGUGAGCCGGAAUUCGACACUAUAAGCUUCAAUCAUGGUAGCGCAAAUGAUGAGAUUCUGAAAUCUAAUCUAGGCUUUGUCAAGAGUCCCGAAGGCUGGCUUCAGUCGGUUGAUAAAAGGUACGAAAAAAACUACGAGACCUCACCAUACGGGGCCAGUGAGCAUUUCAGCGAGAGCAUUCCAUCAGUUGAACACGAUCAAGCUGCUCGGAUGAACGAAGAAGAAAAGGAAAGAAGCCACAGCGAUAAACUAUUUCAUGCAGAGAUUGAAAGGCGUGCCUCUGUGCCCUACCUACUGAAAGAUGUCGCUGCUCUCCAAUUGGAUUAUGAGAAUUUACCUCAUAAAGUAAGCAAUUUGGACUCUAUGCAACGUCGCCAUAGCGUUUCUGUUAUCCAGGAUGCCAUUGAAUCGUGGAGUUUACCGUUUGAGCCAUCCGUUGUGAAAAUGGCCCGCGAUUUACUUAGAAUGGAAAAGGACUUCCAAUGGAGUAAUGGUCAAGCUUCACAGACGACGUCAACCGACCCACAAGGCUUUGAAAUUCCUUUGAGUCGGUUACAAGAGAACUAUAAUAAUUUGCACCUGAAACUUCAAGUGUUGGAACAGAGCCGUGCCGUGCUAGGCAGCAAGCACUCUAGGCUACUAGCUGAUAUAUCCGAGCUGGACUCGCUUGUAUCAAAAUUCAGAUACGAUAUUCGCAUUUUGGAUAGAAGAAUGAGGGACGUAGAGGACCGGGUUUCUCAGUACGGGUCGAAACUCGCGAGUUUGGUCAAAGCAAUGGAAAACAAGCAGACUUCCCAUUUGAUCUCAUCAGAACGGUUUUCUAACCCAUCAGACCUGGACAGAUGUGCCAAAGAAUAUUUAAAGAAUGGACACUGCAGGUAUAACGGCAUUCUCUUAAAUAUUUGGUGGAGGCUGGUUCCGGUGAGUUUUAGAGAAGAUUCGCAAAAAGUGUGGCUCUAUCUUACAGGGAAGAUAUUCUCCAAUGCACUAUUUCCCCGCGACAGCAGCAAAUGA